Molecule: messenger RNA, 1223 nt
Organism: Sclerotinia trifoliorum
Lineage: Eukaryota; Fungi; Ascomycota; Leotiomycetes; Helotiales; Sclerotiniaceae
Source: the annotation of a GenBank genome assembly
GUGAUAACUAAGACUCAGAAGAGAGAUAUUUGACGUUCUUUUUGGGGUGGUAUCAUUUUGAUCGGCGAUAAGAUUAGGGAUUAACGCUGGGCGUGAUUCAACAUGUUAAAUAUAUGUUAAGUUCAUAAAGUCACGGGGUAUAAAGACGGAGUUGACAUUGAUAACCCAAUCCAUUUCGUCCUGAUUAUAAUUACCACAUCACCACAAAAUGAACACGCCACAACAAUCUUCCCGCGGAGGAACUCGCGCUAGAGCACGUGGUCGUGGUGGUGGUGGUGGCGGUAGGGGCCAUUAUAAUAAUCGACAACCUCACUCAUCCCAAGAACAAAUCCCUCGAAUAGCGGUUCUGAGUCCCGGAACACCCGUGUCAAUUGUUCUGAAAAUGGAUCAGGGAGUGGGAGGGAGGUGAGGGGUUUGUGGGGAGUUGCUUACGAGGGGGAUCAUCCGAGGGGGUGAAGGUUAGGUUGAGGGAUGGACGGGUUGGGUGAGUUUUUAGUUUUUUUCGUUGGGGAAAGGGGUUUUAGAGAUGGCAGGGGUUUUGGAAUUUCCGAGUGGCUUUUUAAUGUUUCCUGUUUGGUGAUUGGUGAUUGAUGCGUAUGGAUGAUGGGUUACUAAUGAAGUUUAGGCGCGUCCAAAGAUUAUGUACAGAGGAAGAAGCGGUGGUAGGUGAGGGCGGAAGGAGGGGAUUGGGAGAAAAUGGAGAGGGAGGUGCGAUUAAUGAAGGAGUAGGAAGAGCAGAAGAAAGAAGCAAUACCUUUCAAAACCUACACCGAUUUCCGCAACGACGGAUAUGACGAAUCUUCCGCGGUUAGUACUGCCGGCGCUAGCUUGGAAGAUUAUAUCGUUGUAAAAGGAAAUCAGAAGGGAAAAGGGAAAGGGAAGAAAGGAAGUAAAGUGGUAGAAGAUCUUGAGAAAGUUGAUGGUAAUGAGGGGGAUAAUAGGGACGAAGAAGAUGAAGAGAGGAAGGAUGGAGAUGGAGAGGCAGGGGAGGAGAGAUCAAGUGACCAAAUUUUCAAAUCGGUAUUGAGUAUUUGUCCUGUUUGUGGAGAAUUUGAAGGGGAUGAGGUGGCUGUCGCGCAUCAUGUUAAUGGGCAUUUUGAUUGAAGAGAUGGGUUUUAGAGAGAUGGAUAGAUAGCUCGAAUAAUCAAACAUCAUGUCUGUCUCUCUCCUCUUGAAUUAUUACUGUAGCUGCAUUCAGCUUGAUGAGGAUACUGAUACUAGAU